CUGUACCUGCUGAGUUGCUCCUAAAUGGCUCGCUAUACUCCGGCCGGUGAUGGCGUGCUUAUCGUCGUUCAAUGAUUUAUCUAUCGGCCUCGAGGGCGUUCAGCAGACCAUCCUCGUUUACCUUGGUCUGCUAUGUCUACGCCAGAAACAUCUCUCUUCGUUCCUCUUGAGCUACCGGACGCCAGAAAUUUCCAUGGAAAAACCUUUCCGAUCGCAUUCCAUCGUCCGGAAGGAAGUUGUCAGCUGUCUGUGGAAGAGGGUGUCGAAUAUAUUCGCAAAAUUUCUGGUUCAGGCGAAUUGACACGGCUAUUACAAGACCACGGUGCUGUCGUAUUUCGCGGAUUUGGACAUGCAUCAGCAGACACGUUCUCAAAGCUUAUUAUCGCAGCCGAGGAAGCCCGAGGAAACAAACCGUUUGAACAGAUCGGGCUUGCUGGAAAGCGACUCACCAAGGCACCAGAAGUAUUCAGUGCGAACGAAGGUCCUCGCACUCGCCGAUUCUACCAACACAAUGAGUACGCUCGGUACACCCAUUUCCCCGGCUUCAUUCAUUUCUAUGCCACGGUUACCGCCGACGAAGGUGGGGAAUCACCCAUUGCCAACAGUCUUGAGAUAUAUGAACGGGUCAAAGAAGAACUGCCAGAAUUUGUCCAAGAACUUGCGAAGCGUGGACUGACCAUGCGCCAAGUUUAUCCUCCCGCCGGACACAAUCGAGGAAACGGAAAUUAUUUCGACUGGACCCAAGAGUACUGCUUUGGACAGAAGAUAUUGCCCGGGGACGAUGAACCGACGCGACGACGCAAAGCAGAAGAGCAGGCACGCAGGCUCACCCCUCGUUUCAAAUGGCUGGAUGACAGCUCUCUAGAAGUCAUUCAAGACGUUCCAGCGUUCCGCCGGAUAAAUCCCGGUGGCAUACCGACUUGGUUCAAUGGUCUUGCUGGUCAGCGGGGGUCUGCUAUCGACCAAAAAGCCAUCGAACCCCCCUUCAUUGGGACUGACGGGUUGCAUUAUCUCCGGCCCGGAUAUGGCGACGGGACUCCGAUCCCUGAGAAAUGGCUUGAUCGUGUCGUUGAGAUCACCCGGGAGCUCGAGUACGUGCAUACAUGGGAAGCUGGCGACUUGAUAUUUGUCAAUAACCAUCGUACAACUCAUGGACGUGCGCCGUGGGUGGGAGAGAGAGUAGUUCUUGUGAGCAUGUGGGAUGCCUUGCCGGGAACGCUCUCAGAAUACUAGGCGCUACACCAGGAGAAGAUAGUGGCGCUCUACCAGACAGACAAGACAAGAAAGGCUGAUAUCGUAAAUUCAAACUUAAGUAGUACAACUUGUUACGAAACAUUUCAGUACGAGCCUCCGGAUAUCUGUG
Messenger RNA from Guyanagaster necrorhizus, 1363 nucleotides. RefSeq names its product Clavaminate synthase-like protein. The transcript has 7 exons. Gene Ontology annotation, molecular function: oxidoreductase activity. Lineage: Eukaryota; Fungi; Basidiomycota; Agaricomycetes; Agaricales; Physalacriaceae. The record is from RefSeq and is a predicted model, not a curated record. Bases 133 to 1233 code for a protein of 366 amino acids.